Molecule: messenger RNA, 2564 nt
Organism: Lontra canadensis (Northern American river otter)
Lineage: Eukaryota; Metazoa; Chordata; Mammalia; Carnivora; Mustelidae
Gene: ST6GALNAC3
Product: ST6 N-acetylgalactosaminide alpha-2,6-sialyltransferase 3
Exons: 5
Coding region: 153-1070 (305 amino acids)
Biological process (GO): ganglioside biosynthetic process; oligosaccharide metabolic process
Molecular function (GO): alpha-N-acetylgalactosaminide alpha-2,6-sialyltransferase activity
Source: RefSeq, a predicted model, not a curated record
CCGCGCAGCUCGCACCGCGGUCCCCUUAUUUGGAUCUGCGGGAAUGUGGGCUGGAGCGGUCCUGCCGCGGUACCAGCCUCCAGCCUGUCGCCGGGACUGCCCCUGACCCAGGCGCGCCCGCUGCUCGGUGGCAGAAGGGCCGGCGGAGCGCCAUGGCCUGCAUCCUGAAGAGAAAGUCUGUGAUCGCAGUGAGCUUCAUAGCAGCGUUCCUCUUCCUGCUGGUUGUGCGCCUGGUAAAUGAAGUGAAUUUCCCACUGUUGCUAAACUGCUUCAGACAGCCUGGCACAAAAUGGAUCCCAUUCUCCUACACAUAUAUGCGGCCCCUUCGAACUCACUAUGGAUACAUAAAUGUGAGGACACAAGAGCCUUUGCAACUGGACUGUGACCUUUGCGCCAUAGUGUCAAACUCAGGUCAGAUGGUUGGCCAGAAGGUGGGGAAUGAGAUAGAUCAGUCAUCCUGCAUUUGGAGAAUGAACAACGCCCCCACCAAGGGCUAUGAAGAAGAUGUGGGCCGCAUGACAAUGAUUCGGGUUGUGUCCCAUACCAGCGUUCCUCUUUUGCUAAAAAACCCUGAUUAUUUUUUCAAGGAAGCAAAUGCUACUAUUUAUGUUAUUUGGGGCCCUUUCCGCAAUAUGAGGAAAGACGGCAAUGGCAUCGUUUACAACAUGCUGAAAAAGACUGUUGACAUCUACCCAAAUGCCCAAAUUUACGUGACCACUGAGAAGCGCAUGAGUUACUGCGAUGGCAUUUUUAAGAAGGAGACUGGGAAAGACAGAGUCCAGUCUGGCUCUUAUCUCAGCACGGGAUGGUUUACCUUCAUUCUGGCCAUGGAUGCCUGUUAUGGCAUUCACGUCUACGGGAUGAUAAAUGACACCUACUGCAAGACAGAAGGAUAUAGAAAAGUCCCUUAUCAUUACUAUGAACAAGGAAGAGACGAGUGUGAUGAAUAUUUUCUUCAUGAGCAUGCACCAUAUGGGGGGCAUAGGUUUAUCACUGAAAAGAAAGUGUUUGCUAAAUGGGCCAAGAAUCACAGGAUAAUAUUCACACACCCAAACUGGACAGUGUCUUGAUGUUAGUUUUUUCUGAUCUUGCCACAACACUUGACAUGAUCAUAAUACCACAACUGUGAUGCUAAUGAUGCUGAUGAUGGCGAUGGAAAAGACAACAGUGAUGAUCAAGUUUCUGUACAUUCUCCGAAACGGAUGGUGGCUCUGCCAGUAAUUUGAACUUGGGAUUUCAUGGAGGGUGGAUGUGCUCUUUACAUUCUUUCUGAAGGUUCAACAUUACAUACUGCACUUUAUAAUUUAACUGGAAUUAAAAUGAAGGCCAGUAACAAGACAGCAGUGACCUAAGAAAUGGGAAGAUUACCCUUCAGGAUAGCUGCUCAGAAUUCUUAAACAGUGACUAACUUUCAAAAGCCAUGGGAUUUGGCCUCGUGAGGCAAGGUUGACUCUCCAGUCUCUUGAACUUGAGCAGCUCUACCAUCUUGAAGAAUGGUUGAUUGUCAAACACUGAUCCAAGAAAUGCUGUCUGGGCACAAGUACUGUACCACAGUUACUUGUUAGCCCAGAAGCGGGGAAGGAAUUUCUUCCUGACAGAACAUGGUCCUAGAGUACCUCCCUCAGCUAAAGCCUCAGGCCAUUUCCUAAUGAACAAAGAAGAUACCAUGGACACCCUGCCCAUCAGGAUCCUUCAACAGUUCAAACACUUAAUUCAAAAUGGGCCAACUAGCAAAUCUUGAUGAAUUUUCAGUCUCACCACUCCAUUCUCACUACCCCAAACAAUAUAAGUAAACAUGUCACUAGAGUGAUCUCGAUUAUUGCUUAUUUUUGGUUGAGUCCUAAAUAUUUUAGAAAGCUAUUUAACACGUAAGAUACCAACACUGUAAUAACAUAUACUGUGAAAGCAUUCUUAAAACAUAACCAAAAGGGUUUGCUAAUUCUGCUUCAACAUCCAACAACACAAAAAUAUAUGCUUUUAAAAUCAUGAAACAAGAAAAGCAAAGCAUAUUUUUACAUCAAUUUGUAUCCUACCAUACUUCAUAAUAUAUAUUUAUAUAUUCAAAUUUCUACUUUAUAGGCUCAGAUGCAUCUCUCCAUCCAUUACAUUAUUGUUGCCAAGUGCUAACUGUUAGACAUGGAGAGGAAAUGAUUCCUGGUAUUAAAUCUGACCAGAGCUUUUGCCUUCUUGGGGUUUAUUAUCCCCACAGUGUUAUCAGUUGUUAUACCAUAAUAACAACACUAAUAAUGACCUUAAUAUCCAAAGUGCUUUGUAAUUUAAAGUCCUUAUACAUAUGCUGUCCUAUGUGAUGCCACCCCCCUGGGCUAUUCUCUGCACAUUCUGACAUCUCCUUAGCAGAUGAUCUGUAAUUUGUUCAUUGCUUUGAUAUAUUCCAGAUCUUUGCCUCUGCUAAUAUUUGUAUAGAAUAGCAUUUAUGUAGACUAGUAACCAAUUGAUUUCAGUGCCAAAUACAACAUAUUAUAUGAGGAUUAUGCAGAAAAUAUCACAAGGAUCGUCCUGGCCAUAGACUAGGACUCCUGUGAGCAUAACUACUUUUGAAUUUU